AUUUCAAUUCAGCAUUUCUGCAGCACAGCUGCGGUCAGGAGCUUGCAAUCGCCCUCUGGCUGCAUUGGCUGCCUGUUGCUGCAUUUGCCCCUGCAUUCAACGGAGCUGGCACCUGUUCCUGCUUCCCAGGGCAGUCGCCUUCGGCGACUGUGGUCGAGCAGGGGGUGGCACCAGAGGCGAAAACGAGCGUAAUUUGAACAAGCAGCAAGCAGAGCACGUGUGUGCAAUUUGUGUGUGCAAUUGACCUAGCCAGCAAGUGGCAUCCGUAUUCUGGAGGAUUCUCACUGCAUCUUGUCGCUCAUAGCGGUUGGCACUUCAGGUCUCACCAAAAAGCAUAGCCUUUCAGGACAGAUUUCAAAUAGCAGCUACAGACAUGGCUUUCAUGACAGCACAGACAGCGUCUCACAUGGAGGUCGACCUCUCCGCCAGCUUGUAUGAGGCUGACAGUCUUCCAAGCCAGACCUCUUUCGUUGACCUCAUCAGCGCCGACUCUGACAUGGACCUGGACCCCCAGGAGAAGGAGGAGCUCCUCUACAGCGACGAGCUCACCUUCGACAUCGAGGACCUUGGGUUCGACAACCCCUUCGCCGACUUUGAAGACACCGACCCUCCCCCCCAGGGGGUCCAGAGCUUGCAGGAGGAGUUUGCCCUGGCAGCCGGUCAUCUUGGCCAGUAUCAGCCAUUGGACUUCAGGGUAGACGAGGCUGUGGCAGGGUUUGGAGGGUUUGCUAACCCCGCAGGGGGUUUGGCUCACCAGGCAGCUCUGGUUGAGGAGGAUUAUGUCAGGCUGAGGCGAGCCGAGGGCGGAAGGUACGGGUUUGACAUCGUGAUCAGGGGGGGAAGGGCGUACCCCGUCCUGCAGAACGCCGCGGCGGCACAGGCCCCCCGGGGAGAUCAUGGGUGGCACGAUCUGGGGCAUCCUGUGUGGCAUGGGGGUCAGGAACAGCAGCAGCAGCAGGGGGGUCAGGAGCAGCGGCGGCGGCACGGAGUUUUUAGGGGGGGUAUCGGUGGUGACGAGUUUGAGGGGUUGCUCGGGAUUGGUGAGGCGGCCCUGGUUGGAGAGGAUCCUGUUGAGGGUGUUGGCGUCUGCGAGCAUGCACCCCAGGCCCAGGAGAAUGGGGUGCUCAACCCCGCGAAUAAUGGGGGCGAGCUUUAUAUCGACCCCCGAGAUCAGGCAGAUUGGCGAGACGACCACCCACAGCGCAUCAACUUCGACUUCGCAGCAGCAGCAGCAGCAGCCGCGGCGGCGGCGAAUGACAUCGCGCCAGCUGGGGCGCGCCCUCCACCGCCCCCCCGGCCCGACCUCCCGCCCCCGCACGCUAUUGCUGCAGCUGCGGUUGACGUCCUCGCCAGCCGUCACGUUUCACUAGAGGAGACGUGGUCCCAUUUUUCAACAAGCACGCGCCGGCUGCAGAGCUUUCUCGCGUCCGUGAUGUCCUCGUCCAGGCGCCACCUGGCAAGCACGCCCCAGAUUGCGGCCCUGCAGGAACUAUUCGCGGACGGAAUCGCGGCGCGCGCGGCCCAGGAAGCGUACUCGGGCAGAGAACUAGGCGCGGACUGGUUUGCAGCCGCUGCUCAGCCGUUUGGCGGUGCACAGGAAGCGUUGAUGAGGCAGGUCGGGGGCGUUGUUCUGGACCGCCCGGUGAUUGGAGACGGAGUCGCGUUGGGCGGGGCACAGGAGCCGGUGACGAGGCGAAUCGGAGGCGUAGCUUUGGACCGUCCGAUGGUCGGAGACGCAGCCGCGUUUGGCGGCGCACAGGAGCCAUUGAUGAGGCAAUUCGGGGGCGUCCCUUUGGACCGUCCGAUGGUCGGAGACGCAGCCGCGUUUGGCGGCGCACAGGAGCCGUUGAUGAGGCGAUUCGGGGGCGUCCCUUUGGACCAUCCGAUGAUUGGAGAUGCAGCCGAGGUGCUGCGCGUGGAGCGGGAGCUUGGUGCCGCGCGGGGCCUGGUGGCCGACAUGGCUGCGGCGUACGGGCCAGCUGUUCCCGUCAGAGGAGAGCUGGUGUUCAUUGGCGGUCGUGGCCAGGAUGGGCGCGGCUGCCAGCUGGCAAAUAUUGCCCGCAACACUGCGCUGAGUAGUGGGCUCGAGACUUCUGCCUCAAAACGGGCCAAGUACGCGCUCAAGAUGAAGAACAAAACCAUGAAGCGGAACCCAACCGCCGUCCUGACGGCGUGCAAGCUGACGCUGCCGUCCGUGUUUGCGACGCUUCCCACUGUCGCGGUCUGCUGAGAUCAGCAACCAACCGUUGCGGUCUGCUGACGUCUUCCGCUAGGUUGUUGACUUUGAGAAUGUGUUUGUGCGGUCCUCAGGCAAACCUGUAAAAAGGGUGCGACAGUGGUGGUCUGGAGCUCGAAUGAGAGGGAGGGGACAGGAUCGGAUAGGUGGUUGUAGACAACGUGGACAAGAACGUCAAAACUCUUCUGGCCUUGGAAUGGCCAUCUGCUUGCUUCGAGGCACAGUACAGGGCCGGCGAAAGGGGCCUCUUGGGAGGAGUGCUGUUUUUGUAGUCCGCUCGCUUCGAAGACCCUGGUCGAGAACUCGAGGCCCGGCCUGUAGAUAUUGACUGUUGUAGAUAGCCCGUAUGCGGGUGGUUGUUCGAAGUUCGAGGCGGGAUGGGUACAUAAGGCCUUAUGCUUGCAAAAUAGGUUUCCUUGCUGGCUCCAACCGCUAGGCUGCACUCGUUAGGGUUCUAUGUGUAUGAGAGCCAUUCGGGCGGUGUCACGGGACAAUGAACCUCAAUUACGGCCCGUAAAGCCUAGUCCACCGAUUGCCAAUU
Messenger RNA from Klebsormidium nitens, 2777 nucleotides. The record is from the annotation of a GenBank genome assembly. Lineage: Eukaryota; Viridiplantae; Streptophyta; Klebsormidiophyceae; Klebsormidiales; Klebsormidiaceae.